Molecule: messenger RNA, 1197 nt
Organism: Schizophyllum commune H4-8
Lineage: Eukaryota; Fungi; Basidiomycota; Agaricomycetes; Agaricales; Schizophyllaceae
Exons: 1
Source: RefSeq, a predicted model, not a curated record
AUGACGAACCUGCCGGACAACUACGUCGUCGCGCUUCUUACACCCGAACAGUUAUUCGACAAACUCACAGUGGCCAGUCUUCGCUCCGUAUGUUCCGCUCACUCGAUUUCUCUCGCCAAAGUACGUGUGUGUAGACAGGUAAUCGCCGAGUUAUUUGCCUCGCACGAGUGCGUGGGGGGGUGUGAGCUUCUGUAUACCGCAUUCGAAAAGGUGCCUAUUGCCAACAAGCGGAAAACCGGCCGCAAAUACCGUCGGUACAACGGAAAGAGGCGCAAAGUCAACAGCCAGAAAGCAAUGAAGAAAAUGCUUGCGGACGACGUCGACACUCAGGCUCCGGCGUCGAGCUUUCCGCCGCCCCGACCGAACAAAGAGAUGAUGCACCGUAUCGCGAGUAACUUCUACGAAGAACUUAUGAACGUCCGAGAGAUAGGUUGCGCAGUUUGCGGCGAAUUGAAGCCGGAAAAGGGCAGCGUGCCGAUGCGAAGUAUGAAACACAACUUGAAGGUCCUCGACAACAAUGCUAUUACUCGAAAGUUACGGACGACCGAUAAUGACCCUAUACAGCCAUUGCCUGGGCUGGUUCUAGCUGAAGGAUGUGAUGUUAUAUGCCAGGAUUGUCGCGGACCGUUACGACAGAUGGAAGUGCCAAGACUGGCUUUAGCCAACAAUCUUUGGCUGGGAGAAGUACCGCCAGUAUUGAGUAAAUUGAGAUACUUCGAACGUAUUCUGAUACAACGUGUCCGCCACAAUGCCUCCUUUGUUCGCGUGGGUGGCUCAUUCAAGAAGAUGAUAGCACAUGUCAUAUGCUUCCCUGUGAACACGCCUCUCGUUCAUGACGUCCUGCCACCACCUAGAGAAGAAAUGGACGAGGUCCUCGCAGUUAUGUUCACUGGUCCGUCAUCACCCACGCCUGCUGAUUACGCGUCUGGUAGGUUUAAUCCACUACUAGUGAGACGGAAAGAAGUACAAGAAGCGCUCGAGCACCUGCGUCUUAACUCGCCUGACUACGCGGAUAUCACAAUAUCCGAAGAGAAUCUACGAACUUACGACGAGGACUCUCCCCCAGUUACUAUUGAGUAUCGGAUGAUGGAUACCAACAUAAAUCAAGAGAGCAGGAGCGCUUUUAACACGGAAGAUGACCAAGGAGUGACCUCUGGCGAAGUACCGUUCGUUGUACACGGUUUGACGGGUGAGGAC